GACCCUGAAAAGAACUCCAACUCCGACAGAAAAAAUUACCAACGGAAAAACAAAAGAACUCUGAAAAAGAAAAUAAUGUCAAGAACCAAAAACAUCAAUGACUUCUGGAGAAAAACUGACCCUAGUAUUUGCACUAAUUGCAAUUAUCCUAGGUUACCUGGUCAUGAUUGCUUAUUCAAUUCAAGCAAUCCUAAUGCACUUAAACGAUUUAUAAAAAAUCAAAGAACGAAAGAAACAAUCAGCCCUGAAAUGACACUCGAAGAAAAAUUUAGAAUUUGA
This is a messenger RNA of Racocetra persica, 279 nucleotides long. Lineage: Eukaryota; Fungi; Glomeromycota; Glomeromycetes; Diversisporales; Gigasporaceae. The record is from the annotation of a GenBank genome assembly.